Messenger RNA from Metschnikowia bicuspidata var. bicuspidata NRRL YB-4993, 2553 nucleotides. RefSeq names its product Spo75p (gene SPO75). NCBI's taxonomy places the organism in Eukaryota, Fungi, Ascomycota, Pichiomycetes, Serinales, Metschnikowiaceae. The transcript has a single exon. Gene Ontology annotation, cellular component: plasma membrane. The record is from RefSeq and is a predicted model, not a curated record. Gene Ontology annotation, molecular function: calcium-activated cation channel activity. The coding region runs from base 1 to 2553 and encodes 850 amino acids.
AUGAAUAAUAUAAUACAAGCCCUGAAAAUACUGGAAUCGUCGUUUCAAAACAGUUAUUCAUCCAUAGUAUACUCAUUCCUAAAAUUCUUCGUGGAUCCAGAGGUCUUUGUAAGGUUUUUGAACAAUGAUCAAACAGGCUCUGCGCACAUGUCUUAUGGAACUGACGUGAGCGUGCUCCUUAAGCACUUGAUGACUUCUUUAUGCAUUUGCUUAAUAGAAAUAUUUUUGUUUUGUUACUUGCGGGCUAUAUGUGUAUACAUUUACCAGCCAAGGUGUUUUUGCACCCCAGAAGGUGAGAGAAUGGAGCUCCUUCCUCAGGGGUUUUUUGAUUGGAUCAAACCAUCUUGGAAAUACGAUAUAAAUUGUUUCUUAUCAAUGGGUUUGGAUACAUAUUUCUUCCUACGGUUUAUUAAUAUCCUUUUGAUUUUUUUUGCUUCGUGUGGUCUAUUGAAUCUAAUAGUUCUUCUUCCCAUCAAUUUGACAGGCUCCACAUUUACAUUUCGUGCGAAGGGGCUCGACCGCUUGAGCAUUUCAAAUAUAGCAAUGAGUAAAGUUGACCGACUCAAUUUCCACUUUGUAUGCUCAUUGAUAACUAUUGGAUUCUUUAAUUUCCUUAUUUUACAUGAAUUCCGCAGUAUUGCAAAAAUACGAUACACAUAUUUAAAUUCUUUUGCUCACAGAAAUAGGGCUUCAUCAAGAGUCUUACUUUUGGGAAAUGUUCCAGGUUCGUUGCUCGAUUCUGAUUCGCUCCACAAAUCCUUCAAUCUGUUUUGCGAAGGUUUAGAACACAUUUGGAUUUUGGAUGAUUACUACGACUUUUGGUGGCAGUGGAAAAAAGCUGUUGAGGCCUUAGAUAUUUUGGAAAUGAAACAAAUGCGAAUAUUAAAAACCUUGGGCCAGUUUUCAGGGGAAUUAAAUCACAAAUUUGAUAUGUUCUAUCCACCUAUUUAUUUGCCUUUAAUAUCAAUUCCUAUCUUUAGCAGAGUGAUCUCUCUUCGGCUACCCGGAUUUUUAAGAGCAAUAGCUCUACAGAAGCCAAAGUCUAUCGAUGAUUGGUGUCUCCAUAAUCUUGAAAAAACUCUGGAAAUUCUUCAAAAGCGUGUUGAUGAUAUUGCAGCUGGAAACUAUGUGAAACAAAGCAAGGUCUUUCUCAUGUUCAAAUCGCAAGAGUCUGCGUACAUGGCACAUCAGGUCUUGUUAACUCUGAAUUUUGGUUUUCUCGAUGAAAGCAUAGUUGAAGUCAAUCAUAAUGACAUAAUUUGGAGAAACUUGGCAAGGAAAAAUAACUGGGUGAUAUUGAUUGAAAAGUAUUUCUUUGUUUCGCUUUUGACAGUGAUUAUAUGUAUCUACGUUGUUCCGGUGUCCUUGAUUGCGUUAUUCUCCCAAAUUCCAUUGAUCACUCAAUUAAUUCCCUUCAUGGGAUUUUUGAAUCGGCUACCUGAAGAAAUAAAAACUAUAUUCUCAAGUUUUUUACCUACCAUCUUGUUAAGUAUGGUAACAACAAUGCAGUUGAAGGUUUUCAGAGUCGUAUUAUCUUUGAAAGGGAAUUGGACAGGAGCUGAACUUGAGCUAGAUAUCCAAUGUUGGUAUUUUGCAUUCUUGUUCAUUCAACAAUUUUUAGUUGUGUCAGUUCUGACAAGUCUUAUUGUCGUACUUCUUCAAGUUGUGGAAAAGCCAGUUUCCAUUCCCAUUUUAUUGGCUGCGAAUAUUCCAAAGAGCUCAGUGUUCUUUUUCAAAUACCUAUCUGUGAAAACAUUCUCAUAUUGUGGGAGUAACUUUUUAAGGCUAAGUGAUCUAUUGGCUCACUUCUUUAUUUAUCCCUUGAUUGACAGAACUCCCAGAAUGAAAUUCAACAGAUUAACCUCGUUGAGAAAGGUGAAGUGGGGCUCUCUAUAUUCUACACUUUCUGUUUAUGGAGCCAUUGGUAUUACAUAUAGCACAAUUUCACCUGUGGUGUCUGUCUUUAUGAUAUUGAUACUACUGUUGACGUUUCUUUACUAUAAACAUGCCCUUCACUACAUGUACAGUCAUGUGAAUGACUCCGAGACAAAUGGAAAAAUGUAUCCAAGGGCGCUAUUUCAUUUGUAUUCAGGGAUUUACUGCUUGGAAUGUUGUAUGAUAGGCAUCUUCGUGUCCCUGGAAAAUCAAAAAGGAGAUUGUCCAAUGAAGUUUCAAGCUUUAAUGAUGGCAUGUGUCCUUCUUGUCACAAUUUUUGGAAAUAUUGUAUUUUACAGGCAAUUCCAAAAGCUUUUCAGCUAUUUCCCACAAAUGAGCGAUGAAACAGCAGAAAUUGAAGAGGAGCGAAAUGGAUCUUUGUGUGAGCAUUCACGGGGUGCCUUGCUAUACUUCCAUCCCUGUUACAAUUAUGAGAAACCAACCCUUUGGCUUCCUGAGAAUUCCUCUGGUGUUGCAAGCAAAAUAAUCGGCCAUUACAUCUCUCAAAAAGCUGCUCUUGCUGGGGGUUCUACUGACGGGGCUAUACUCAUCGAAGAAGGUAUGUUUAUGAGUUUCAAGCUUCUUCAUGAGCCUCCACGAAAAAAAGUCACCCGUUAA